AUGGAUGGUGAGAACAGUUGCCAUGCUGGCUUGACCUUAAUACAGGAAACAAGCAGAGAACAACUGGAAGCAAUUGAUCAGCUUCAGGCAGAAAUUAAAAAACGUACUACGCAGAUGAAUACGCUUCACCAGCGAUUUGCUUUUUUGCAAAUCCAAACAUUGUUGGAUACUGGAAAAGAUGAUUUUAUUAAGAAACAAAUUCAGCUCACGUGUGCUCAGUACACAGAAUUGAAUGCUGCAUCUAUGCUCACCGAAAUAACUCGACUUCGGCACCACAUUAUCUUGUAUAAGGAGGUCAAUCCUGAUAAGCAGGUUGCAAACUGGUCAGCUUUAGAUUUGCUUCGCUGGAUGUAUAAGUGGAAGCUGCAAGAAAGUUUAACUAACUUUGUUGUCACAUUAAGAAUCUUUCUUACUAUCACUGUUUCUACAGCGAGUUGUGAAAGAAGGUUCUCAAAACUUAAACUAAUUAAAACAUAUCAGAGAUCUACAAUGAGCCAAGAAAGACUGAGUAAUCUAGCAAUACUGUCCAUUGAGAGAGACUUUAAUGUAGAUUUCAAUUCCGUUGUUGAAAAAUUUGCGCUAAUUAAAAGCAGGCGAAUUUAA
This is a messenger RNA of Podarcis lilfordi (Lilford's wall lizard), 603 nucleotides long. Lineage: Eukaryota; Metazoa; Chordata; Lepidosauria; Squamata; Lacertidae. The record is from the annotation of a GenBank genome assembly.